This is a messenger RNA of Sus scrofa (pig), 1875 nucleotides long. It is a transcript of the gene PVRIG, whose product is annotated as PVR related immunoglobulin domain containing. Gene Ontology annotation, biological process: negative regulation of T cell receptor signaling pathway. Gene Ontology annotation, molecular function: signaling receptor activity. Gene Ontology annotation, cellular component: plasma membrane. The record is from RefSeq and is marked validated. Lineage: Eukaryota; Metazoa; Chordata; Mammalia; Artiodactyla; Suidae.
CCUCGUGGCCUGGAGAUAAGAGAAGAGCCACAGAUGACGACGCCUCUGGCCUGACCAACUGGAAGCCAGCAGCCCUCAGCGGCCGGGGAGGCUGCGGGGGCAGAGGUCCGUUGGGGGCCGUUUGAGGUCAGGCUUCAGGACAAGGUGCUCCGUGGGGCAGCUGGAUAGGGGCCUCGGGAGGGAGGCCUGGGCUGGGGGGGUCCACGCAGGACUGGGUGCUGCGGCCGGCAGCUUCAGGUGUCCUCAGCAGGCAAGCGAUGGGUCAAGCUACGCCUGGCCCUUUGGCAGCCCCCCUGCUGGUGUCCCCCUGACACACACACACACACCCACCCACACCCACACGUCCUGCUCUUCCCAAAUUCUGCCGCCUUCUCCCCCUGCUUCGCGGGGCGAGGCCCGAGGUCAGGGCCUCCUUCCUAAGGGGAAGCCAGGGCCCCUCCCCGCUCCUCCUCAGGGUCCGGCCCACCCAGGGCUGGUUCGGGGACCUGAGCCGCCCACCCUGCUCACACUCAAGUUCGGCAUGGGGACAGGGAAAACCUUGUCCCUGUCCCUUUAAGUCUCUUGAGGGAGGGGGUCCUCAGCCUGGGUUCGGCACCCUGAGGGAGACAGAAGGAAGUGGGGCAGGUUCGGCAGUGCUCCCGGGGCCUCCUCGCACACACAGACUUCCUGCGAUGAGAACGGAAACCCAGGUGCUGUCCCCACCACGGCAGCCCCCGAGCCUGGCAGGAGGGGAGCCAUGGACAGGCCCCGGGCCCUCGGCCUGCUCUUGGCGCUGCUGACUCUCUGCAUCACCGCUGGGACUCCUGAGGUGUGGGUGCAAGUUCGGAUGGAGGCCACCGAGUCCCUGUCCUUCACUGUCCGCUGUGGAUUCCUGGGAUCCGGCUCUAUCUCCCUGGUGACUGUGAGCUACGGGGGCCCUGAUGGUGCCGGAGGGACCAAGCUGGCAGUGCUGCACCCGACAUUGGGCACCCAGCACUGGGCCCCAGCCUGCCAGGCCCACUGGGAGACCAGAAGCAGCAUUUCCCUCACCCUGGAAGCGUCUGAGGGGAGAAGCUCCAGACACAACACCACCUUUUGCUGCAGAUUUACCUCCUUCCCGGAGGGCUCCCAGGAGGCCUGUGGGAACCUCUCCCUCAGCACAGACCAAGGGCUCGCUGCUCCUACUCCAGCCCCUGUGCUGCGGGCUGACCUGGCAGGGAUCUUGGGGGUCUCCGGGGUCUUUUUCUUCGGCUCCAUCUACCUCCUCUACCUCCUGCGUCGACAAAGGCACUGGUCUGUCACCAAGCUUCAGCCACCCAGACAGAACAGCCCCCAGACACAGAGGCGAGCAAGCGCAGCCGGCCAGGCCUCCCUGACUUCUCUCCACGGCCCCUGCGCCACCAUCAGCACCAGCUACCUCUGUCCGGCAAGUCUGCACCCGGUCCUCCCGCCCCAGCCACUGCCCAAGUGGGCGACGCUGCCCGCCCACCCGGCACGUCGUCCCCAGAGCCUGGCCCGCUGGGCGCCCCCGCCCGGCUCCGUGCGCAGCAGCUUCGUCUCCAUGGAGAACUGGCUCUAUGCUCAGGCAGGAACGAGGCCGCUCCACGCCCGUGCCACCCCCAGCCCUCUCCUGGGCCCUCUGGGGCCCAGGGCCACCAAGGAGGACCUAGCGGCUCGCUGAGAAGGACCCAAACCCGGUCCACCUCUCUCGCCUCCCGGGGCUCGGGGACCCCCUUGGGCGCGGUGUCUGCGUCCUGUCUGGGCACAGCGUGUUUUGUCCUUAGGUUUCUAAUGUCUACACAACCCGGCCGGGCCCACUUGCGGAUGUGGUCAGCACAUGUGCCCCUGUGUGCACAAGUGUGCAUAUGCGAGAUGAUAAAACCCAGUCCCAGGUUG